UGCUCCGGUGUGCGGCUAUUGGACCCAAGUGUACUUUCUUCUCUGUUGUCAAAGCAGCUUGGUGGUUUCUACAUCUGGACUUACACAUGCCAACUGAUCCAAACAUCAUCCUCGAAGUAUAAAGAGCUUCAAGCAGCCAAGGACGCCUCAAAGGCACCUAACAUCCACCAAAAUGCCGGUCGAGAAUCGCAUCUUCUCAAGGAAAGAGAUGGAGAACAACGAACUGUUGUUAGUGUGCAAUGGACAAAGGCUAGUGAAGGUGGAGAAACACAAGCUGUAAGGCUCAUUCUUUUCUUGUCCAAUCGACUUGUGGUGCAAGAAAAGUUACAUUGUCGUUACUCUAUUGUCAUGACAAUACAUCAUUCUGAAGUAAAGUUAGAGAACCUCUUCACUAGAGGAGCUAAUUUCGCCUCCUACACUUGCUGCAAUAGUUGGAUUCAUUGUUGGGGCAAUCACAUUCUUAAGAACCUCAUAAUCGGUGAGGAUGCACCCCUUCAUGUGAUACAGGACACUAUUCAACUACUAGGGUUUACGCUCUUCGAGAAUCAGACCAUGGGCUAUCGCUGGGGUGAUUUGUGUUCAUUAUGUGAUACUUCCGGUGAUUGGCAUCGGAGUCAUGAAGGCUGCCAGCAAGCUUGAUUUUCUGGCAUCGGACCCAUGGUAUCACUAUGUCUUGAUGGUUCAGUUCACACUCCCACACUCCCACCAGCCAUGAAUAUUGGUAAGUAUGGCUAGCUAACUUCUCCUAAGAGAAAGGAAGAGGAAAAAGAUAGUCAGAUAAAAAGACCAUCUUUUAAGUCUACUUUAUUAGUUUCAUGCCGAGAGGGCAUAUGAUGCAGUAUGUGAAGCAAUGCAGACUUCCUGUACCUUUGUCCAAUUUUUCUGAAGUAAAAACACGUCUCGGCUAGUCACUUGCACUUCUACAUAUUCAAUCGAGCAACAUAGACAAAAUCUUGAUUGCAGAACGGGUAUUUAGAAUGAAUCUUUCACGCAAAAACAACAGAUGGAGAGCUCAACAUUGGAAAGUAAGUAUAAUUCAACCAAAGUAGGUCUAGUUCACCGAGUAUUUUCAUGCUACUAAUUCUCUCAAGAGAGCUGCUGAUAGUUUUGUGAAAUUUGCAGGACAGUGACCCAGCUCUUUGACGUGGGGCAAGAGGAGUGCUCAGUGCUCUUCCUCUGGACAUACUUGUUUGCAUUCAUAGUUCUCACUAUCUGGUCAACUGUAUGCAUGUGGAUCUUGUCCUAAUACUAUAUUUUCAGGCUAAUCGAAUGAGAGUCGGAC
Eucalyptus grandis is the source of this 1282-nucleotide messenger RNA. RefSeq names its product protein PIN-LIKES 7-like. The annotation marks the transcript as partial. Lineage: Eukaryota; Viridiplantae; Streptophyta; Magnoliopsida; Myrtales; Myrtaceae. Gene Ontology annotation, biological process: endoplasmic reticulum to cytosol auxin transport. The record is from RefSeq and is a predicted model, not a curated record. The transcript has 3 exons.